This is a messenger RNA of Arthroderma uncinatum, 3567 nucleotides long. RefSeq lists its product as uncharacterized. Gene Ontology annotation, cellular component: chromosome; cytoplasm. Gene Ontology annotation, biological process: double-strand break repair via homologous recombination. Lineage: Eukaryota; Fungi; Ascomycota; Eurotiomycetes; Onygenales; Arthrodermataceae. Gene Ontology annotation, molecular function: ATP binding; protein binding; nucleic acid binding. The transcript has 6 exons. The record is from RefSeq and is a predicted model, not a curated record. The coding region runs from base 1 to 3567 and encodes 1188 amino acids.
AUGCGGCAGUCCCUUUCGACUCCAGCUGCACGAACAGCCAACGUUUUCAUCGCGGAUAAUCUUAUCGGGUGCCUGGUGGCAGCAGGGUUUUGCAAAAAACAUGCACCGUACAGGAAUAUACGGCCGGCGGGGAUAUCUCGAUCGCUUCUGGGUACAGCAAGAAGGCUACAGAGUACAUCGAGCAGUGCACUACUUGCAGAACCGAGUGAUCCAGCACCCGAAAAUCGCGAUACGCAGCACUCGAAAACGGAAGAGCAAGAAAAUAUUCAACGAAGGAGAUCAAAAUGGCGAACAGAUGACUAUGCAUCAAACGGGCAUGGUCCUCCAGCCGUCGUGAAGGGACCUAAACAUGCCCUACUGCGCAGAAGCUCACUCCCGAAGGACUUUAAUUUAGAUGCAGAAUCAUACAACCGAGCGAAGAACGCGAAUACCGAAGAGUCAAAACUACUAUUUGGUUUAUAUGUUGGUGUUCUAGGGAAGGUCGAGGGGACAACAAGUUUGAAAGUUGUUUUGUCAAACCCCCAGCGAGAGGCAUGGGUGUCUCCUCGACCACCUAGCCAAGCUGGAACUGACGACCUUGAAACAGCUGGAGUCUCUCACCUUGUCUCCCUCUUGGAACAAGGAGGCUGCACCGACCAAGAGCUCUUUGCAGCAUAUAGAAGGAUACCCUCGCCCGGAGUAUCAUACCUCAGCGCCAGAACCAGGGGUAGACUGCUUCAUCGCUUCGCUAAACCCGAACGUAGGGGCCGUACCGGGGUUUUCUACUAUCUAACAUUGGUCGACGACAUGUGCAAUGCCUCGCUUGAGAUGUCUCCGUCUCUUUGGACAGCUGCGAUCCACCUAGCAGGUAAAUCUGCCAUUACCGUGAAACAAGAAGAUCUUGAGGCUGCAAUCGGUGUGUGGCGCCGAAUGGAACAUGAAGGCAACAUUUCGAGCUCGAGUGUAGCUUUUAAUAUCCUCUUUGACCUGGCUAUAAAAUCUGGUCAAUUUAAGGUGGCUGAGCGAAUCAUAGCAGACAUGAAAAAGCGGAAAGCCAAAUUCUCUAGGUUUGGCAGAGUUGCCCAAAUAUUCUUCAAUGGUUUAAAGGGGAAUGCCCAUGGAGUCCGUCGAGCAUACGAUGAGUUUGUCAAAGCUGGUGAAAUUGUGGACACUGUGGUUUUGAACUGCGUGAUUGCGUCACUAAUCCGGUCUGGAGAGGCUAAGGUUGCGGAACUCAUGUAUGAACGAAUGAAGGAUGCAUAUAAAAAACUCGAAACCAGCCCCAAGGAGAAGGCGGUCAUGUAUCCAUCGCCCUCCCAAGACUAUACUGCCUACCGCAAGGCAAGCAAACAGCUGGGACGGGUUCUUGGAAUGGCAUCCUACCUACAUGAUAAGCUUCCAGACCAUCAUCGGGCUUUGCAGGCUGCCAUGCCAUUAACACCAGACGCAAAGACGUUCCAUAUUCUUCUUUCUUACCAUGCGCAUGUUACGGGAGACCUGGGUCGGUUUUUGGCUCUGCUUGCUGAAAUGGAAGGGACCUUGUCGAUUCCAUGCCAUGGAAUGGAGUAUAUCCUUUUAUUUCAAGGGUUUGCGAUACAUGGCUCGAAGCGAAAUACUAGGUGGACAUACCCUCGCCUACAACGGGCUUGGAUCUCGUUCCUCCGUUCUGUGCGUGAUUCCGAUGCCGAAAUUCAAACCAAACAGCGCACCUUACAGAGAAAGGCGAAGUUCACCUGGUCGGCCGAGUCCUCUUUUGUUGAGGGCGAAGAUUCAGAAAGAGAACUAACACCGGAGGAAGUAGACGAAGCCGAAGAGGGUUUCAAGGAUGAAGCGGACAAAAUUUUUCCCGAUAGCUAUUACUAUGCUCGUGAAGAACUUGAAGACGACUGGAAAUAUGAAAACAGCGUCUAUCUAGGUCGAACGGUUAUCAUUGCAUGUCUUCGCGCCUUCCAUGCAUGUGGAGGACGGCCGGCUGUCCUGGGGCCUAUUGAUAUUGACUUCACACUUCGUCGGGUUUUCGGGAAAAAGUCAUUUCGACCGCUUCAACGUGAUGUUAUCCAGGCUGCGAUUGAGGGACAUGAUGUCUUCCUCCAGGCAGCAACGUCAUUUGGGAAAAGCCUGUGUUUUCAACUGCCGGCGGUAGUGGCCCAUGGAGUUACUAUUGUCGUUUCCCCUCUAUUAUCGUUGAUGGUGGACCAAGUUGCUAGUCUUGAGGCAAGGGCGAUACCUGUUGCAACUAUCAACUCAACAACACCUGGAUCAAAACGCAAGGCAAUUCUUGCAGACAUUCUAUCAGGGCAUCCAGUAACCCGCCUUUUAUAUGUAACCCCAGAAUUCUGUCAGACAGAGUCUUUCAGACGCAGUAUUUUAACGGUCCACCAACAAGGGGAGCUCACACGAGUAGCAAUUGACGAAGCCCAUUGCGUUAGUGAAUGGGGCCAUGACUUCCGGCCAGCAUAUAAAGCUCUGUCCUGGUUUCGACGCGAGCUCAAAGACCCCAUAGUACCCAUCACAGCUCUCACUGCUACAGCGACGACUCGUGUUCGCAACGAUAUCAUCACUUUGCUUGGGCUGGAUCCGAGUAAUCUGAAGAAAUUCAGCACCUCGUCAUCUCGCCCAAACAUCCAUUACGAGGUGAAAUACCUUCCAAUAUGCGCGUAUGACCUAACAAUACCAGAGGACAGUCAGAUAGACUACAUGGUGUCCUGGUUGCAGGCAAUUCAUAACCGCCGCAUGUCACGACUAUCACCGCCAAAAGAUGGGCCUCAAAAUGAAACUUCUACCAAGUCGCCAACUCUUCCUCCAAUGUCAGGGAUUAUAUACGUCCCGCUCAGAGCUCUGUGCUGUGCUAUUGCUAGCAUCCUAAGCUCCUGCAAGACUCUCAAUAUUAAGGCUGUCUCUUAUCAUGCAGGCCUCCCAACCAGUGAACGUGAGAGGAUCCAGUCACUGUGGGCAGCUCCCCAUAAGACCUAUGUUCAACCCAAGAAUCUACCAAAAACGACAGCUACGCGCAACCAGAAGGCUGACCCGCCUGCCUUUUACAUCGUUGUCGCUACCAACGCCUUUGGAAUGGGGAUUGAUAACCCUAAUACUGGUGACUUUGCAAAUGAAACGGUCCGGUUAACGAGAAAAAGAACCUUCGAAAACCUUACUGCUGCUGAAAUCAAGGCACAGGAAGAAGCAAAAAUCCGUAACACGGAGGCUAUACUUCGGAGCUUUGCGAAGGUUGUCAAAUACUGCGAAAUAACUGAUCGAUGCAAACAUGUCGUUAUUCGAGAAUUUUCCGACGAUCUUGAAUUAGAGCUUGCCCGUGAAAGACCCCCACCGUCAUCUCAAAUCGCAUCGGGAUCAAAGCCAAAAAAUUUAGCUGUAUGUGACUAUGCAUGCGACCACUGCAAAGAAGGUCCUGUCGCAUUAGGGAGGAGGAAAAAUGAAGGACUGAAGAGUGCCCAGCUGUUUGAGGAUGGAGCGGCAGAGGAUGAUAUCUAUACUAAGAUGAAUUUGAUUCACUUUGUAGAAUCAUACUUGGGUAGGCCUGAGGGUUGCUAUCUUCCCGAUACGACUCCGUGGCAAAUUGGAUGGCACUAG